CGGCCAGAGCGCGAGGGUGUCAUGGCGGAGGUGCGGCGCAGCCGCGUGCGAGAUAAAUGAGCUUAUGCUGUUUCUCCAGGCCUGUUUCCACUGUAUAAUUUCAUCGCACGUGUUGUUCCGAGCUGGUGUUUGAAACCUAUUAAUGAGAUAUUAGCAAAAAUGAAUAACAAAGGAAGUCAUUUAUUAAAGACAGUGAGAUUCAUGCAUAGGUGCAAUUCUGUGCUGACAUUCACCUCUUCAACUACAGUGAGAGCACAUGCUUUAGGAAUUGGCAGAUACAAGGGUCCUGUGGAAAAUGCGAACUUCAGAAAAAUUUUUUUGAAUGUUUUUCGUUGUUUACAUGAAUCAUCUCUUAGACUUCUAUCUCAAAAGACAGAUGUUCUUACCACAGGUGCUAAAAUACAAAUAGAGAAGAGCACAGAAGCUUUGGUGAGUGAGCAGGCUCCCCAGAGCUCAUUGAAACUUCAAAAGUUGGAGGAUGAUUCUGGGAACCUGGAAGCGAGGCAAGAAGCAGGUCACACUGAACAGUUCUUUAAGAGCCUUCAGAAAUGCACCUGUCCAUGUGAUGUACUGGACUUGGCUUCAGAGUCUGCCGUUUCCACCAAGCAUUUCACAAACUGCUUAACUACAGUAUGGCGACUCUUCAAAAAGCUGUCUGAAGACCAGCAGCGUUACGAAAAGCGGCUGAUCUUCGAGCACCCAGCCUUUGUUCAGCUUUGCCAGCAGCUGCUGCGGGACUCCAGACGGAUGACGCGGGGGGACCUGGUGUUUAGCCUGCAUGCUGUGGUGAGCCUAGGUGUUCCUCAGAACACUCUCCUAGUCCAGACCUUGCUGAGAGUAUGUCAAGAGAAGAUCAAUCGACUUGAUAAUCGAUGUAUCUCAGUUUUGGCAAGUAGUUUAGCAGGGCUGGAUAAGGACAACAAUGUGAGCGCUCUUCAAGCUGGAUUACGAUUACUAGUAGAGCAGAGAAUCCCAGAUAUCAGAGACAUCUUUAUACUGCAAAACUUGAUGAGAUGCAUGGGAAAAGAUGCUCCAGUCUUUCUGAAAAAGAAAUUAGAGAUGGCUGUUUUGAAAGAGGUAGACCAUCUGACUUUCCUGAAUGCUCAGCGUGUGUUUUUGGCUCUUGUUGCAAUGAAUUACUGUUCCAUUCCAAUCCUGAAUGCCUGCAGUGAAAAGAUUCUGGAGAAUAUCCAUGAUGCUCCAUUUCGACAGUUAAUUCUUAUUCUGGAAGCUUGUCACAAUCUCCAGUACUGUAAUGUAAAACUGUUUUCAGCAGUAGCAAACUAUGUGACUUCCACUGUCUGCCUUUGGGACAAAAGACAGAUUAUCCUUUUUCUCUCUGCCUUCGAGAUGCUUGGUUUUCAGCCUAGUGAACUGAUGGAUAUUUUUGCUGAGAAGGUGAUAGAAGACCCUGAAUUUCUGAACUUGAAAUAUCUUUUGGUUAUUCUCCGAGUUUAUUCACGACUCAACUAUGUUCCCAGAGGCCAGAAGCAUCUGUUUUUUGAGACUCUUCAUAGCUGCUUGAAUAAGUACCUCUCCCAUAUUUCCAACACGGAACUGCUGAAAGCAGUGUAUUCACUUUGCAUUUUAGGAUAUCUUCCUCAUCUUGCACUUGAUCAGCUGCUGCAAAAGGACAACCUUGAUGAACUUCUACAAUCAGAUGAUCUUUACAAAGAACAAAAGGAAAGGAUGCUUCAGUGUGUGAAAGCGUGUGUGGAACUUGAUAGCCCUUCCUUCACAAAGCCCGCAUUUGUGCUAGCUGAAAACUUCUCCUCAUUAGUAUCUCUUAAUCUCAGAAAGGCUCGGGAGGCCCUUCUAGAACUUCUGGGAGAUGAGAACAUGUUUCGGCAAAAUGUUCACCUGCCACAUAAAUACCAUAUUGAUUUUGAAAUCAGAGUGGAUUCAGAGAGAAAGAAAGUGCUCCCAGUAACUGCAACAGAUGAUCAUGCUGACUCAAGUGUUGAAAGGUUGGCUUUUCUCUUUGUUCCUCUCUCUGCUUUCUGUGUGGGUACGACACAUCCCCAAGGGAAGCUGGCAGUGAAGAAGCGGCAUCUAAAUAAACUGGGCUAUCAUGUGAUUGUGGUCAUGAACAAGAAGUUUAAGGAAAUGACAAACAAAGAUGCAGUUGAGUUUCUGAAGGGAAAAAUUUAUUCAAGAAAUGCUUUCCCUUUUUCUGAAGGGAAUGUGCAGAAUAAUAAUUAAAAUAAACUAACAAUUUUGA
This is a messenger RNA of Rhea pennata, 2221 nucleotides long. RefSeq names its product FAST kinase domains 2 (gene FASTKD2). The coding region runs from base 160 to 2202 and encodes 680 amino acids. Gene Ontology annotation, biological process: mitochondrial RNA processing; regulation of mitochondrial mRNA stability. NCBI's taxonomy places the organism in Eukaryota, Metazoa, Chordata, Aves, Rheiformes, Rheidae. Gene Ontology annotation, molecular function: RNA binding. Gene Ontology annotation, cellular component: ribonucleoprotein granule; mitochondrial matrix. The transcript is spliced from 12 exons. The record is from RefSeq and is a predicted model, not a curated record.